AUGCUUACCUUUUGGACCUGUUUAAUUUUUGUUUUGUUCCUAGAUAUUUAUGACUGCUUUAAAAUAAAAAAUUUUGAAUACCCCAAUACGCAUCCUGUUUAUAGAAAUUGUUCUAUUAAAAAAUGCAAUUCAUUACAUAAGGGAUAUUAUAACAGUCGUACGUAUCAAAUAAAAAAAAAUGUUCAAGAGCCUAAUGAGCAAACCAACAAAUUUGAUGACACUUAUAUAUAUCACACUCCCGUUUUAUUGAGGGAAGUAAUAUAUUAUAUGAUGAAGGAUGAGGAAAAUUCUUCGGUCUCAUCAUUUGAUCAAAACAUGAAUGAUAAUAGGGAUACAAAAUGUUAUAGUAAUAAUAUAAAUAGUAUAAAUAAUAAUAUUAAUAGUAUUAAUUGUAGUAAUAGUAGUAAAUCCCAGGGUUAUAUUUUAGAAAAAACAUGGUGUCAUCUUAAUAAUAAUAUGAAUAGAUCAAGCAGAAGCAUAAAGAAUUGUUCUUUCUUAAAUGAAAAAAAAGAUAUAGAAUAUAUUGAAGAAUGUAGUGAAAAUUUUAAUUCAAAGAAUACAAACAAUUUGUGUAAAAAUAGUUACACAACAAAUUAUAAUAAUGAACAAGUUAAUUAUUACAUAGAUGCAACGUUAGGUGGAGGUGGUCAUACAUUAGAAAUUUUAAAUAAAAUUCCAAACUGUAGAAUAAUAGGAAUAGAUAAAGAUAUUGAAGCAUUAUAUUACAACAAAAUAAAAUUGAAGAGAUUUAUUAAUAAUAAUAAAUUAAAAUUAAUACAUGGAGAUUAUGGGAAUAUUUUACAUUUGCUGCAUUUACACUCACUUCCUAUAUUCAAUUAUUAUAGUGGUAUACUAAUAGAUUUAGGAGUAUCUUCUCAUCAAUUAAAAUGUUGUGAUAGAGGAUUCAGCUAUAAAUAUAAUGGUAUCUUAGAUAUGAAUAUGAAUAAAUAUACAGAAAGUCAAUAUUUGUCAAAACUAUUUAGAAAUGACAAUGAACAUAUAAACGAUAUUAAUGAUAUAAAAAAAAACCCAAAAAAUAGUUAUAAUAAACUUCAUAAUAUUUUAAAUACUUAUAGUUUAAAAAAAUUAAAAUUUAUUAUAGAUACAUAUGGUGAAGAAAAAAAAGCUUUAAAAAUUGCUAAAAAAAUUAUUCAAUGGAGAAAAGAAAAUGGAAUGAUAUUAACAACAUUUCAAUUAAAAAAUAUUAUACUUUCAACUUGUAAACAAAAUUAUAAAUCUAAUAAUAAAGUUUUGUCAAGAGUAUUUCAAGCCUUUCGAAUUUAUAUUAAUCAAGAAUUAAAAACAUUAAAACAAUUGUUAAUAUCUUCUCAUAAAUUACUAAAAACUGGGAAAAAAUUAAUUGUAAUUACAUAUCAUUCUUUAGAAAAAAAAUGUGUUGAAUUGUUUAUUGAAAAAAAUAAACAAAAGUGGACAAAACUUCAUCAAAAUGUUAUGCCAAGUGAUGAAGAAAUUAAAUUAAACAAGUCAGCACGGUCAGCCAAAAUGUUCAUUUAUAAAAAAAAUUAA
Messenger RNA from Plasmodium falciparum 3D7, 1527 nucleotides. RefSeq names its product putative S-adenosyl-methyltransferase. The record is from RefSeq and is a predicted model, not a curated record. Lineage: Eukaryota; Apicomplexa; Aconoidasida; Haemosporida; Plasmodiidae. Gene Ontology annotation, molecular function: methyltransferase activity.